Messenger RNA from Caenorhabditis bovis, 621 nucleotides. NCBI's taxonomy places the organism in Eukaryota, Metazoa, Nematoda, Chromadorea, Rhabditida, Rhabditidae. The record is from the annotation of a GenBank genome assembly.
AUGGCCAUCUUUAAUGAGUUACGUCGUAUUUUCAAGCGUCAGAAAUUCAAUGUGAUUCUUUUGCGCCAUAUAAUCGGAUUGCCAGCUGGACCAGGUGAUCCGAUCGACGUCGUUCGACACAUUCUGGAGAAAACUCCGAUCAACAUUGCCGAACAUUUCAAUUUUGAAAUGAUCACCCGAAGCCAAUGUGUGCAAGGAUGCCGGCCGGUGGAAGUAACACGAGAAGUUCGUCAAUCGUGUCACGCCAUGAAUGCAGAAGUAGACAUGGACAUGGCAGCAAUUGUUCAAUCGACGAUAAUUCGAGAGAAUGGUGUCUGUCAGCAAUGCCAAGGAAAUGCCCUACUUAUCCGAUCAAUGCAUGGCUCGGAAACUCAAAAAUAUGCCGUUGUGAACAUGGGUCAGCCGGCAAAUAUUGUCGGACUUCGAGGCGGUGUUCCCACGGAAUUCUUUGGAACAACAUGGAAGCUAAUUGGAUAUACUCGUUAUAUUCCCAACAUGGAACACUACGUUUCACACAUUUGGAAUGGCGAGCAUUUCCUCUUUGUCAACGAUCACACGAUCAGCCACGAGCAGAUGGAGAUGAAGGACGUCAACAUGCUAAUAUUCGAGAGGAGCGAAUAA